Penicillium samsonianum is the source of this 603-nucleotide messenger RNA. RefSeq lists its product as uncharacterized. NCBI's taxonomy places the organism in Eukaryota, Fungi, Ascomycota, Eurotiomycetes, Eurotiales, Aspergillaceae. The transcript has a single exon. The record is from RefSeq and is a predicted model, not a curated record. The coding region runs from base 1 to 603 and encodes 200 amino acids.
AUGCAGUAUAAGAUCCUUGCCACUCUUUUCCUCGCCGCCACGGCCCUGGCCGCCCCUGCGGAUUCUACUGCCACAUCCUCAAGCACUGAGACUGUCGAAGGCGAUGGCACUUCUGAUUUCCCCGAUGUGCCCAACUCCAUCAUGACUGUUCUGGCAACAGCCAUCCCGGCCUCAUGGUACGACGACAUCAUGGACCCGGCCUCCCGCUCCUCGAUCGUCAGCGAAGCUGCGGCUGGCACCUACCCAGCUUGGUACAACGCGUUGCCUAGCAGCGUCAAGGCCUGGGCCACUUCCAACUUCGAUGACCAGGUCAUGGGUGCCUCGGCAACCGCUACUCCGACCGAGACUUCUGGUAGCAGCGCCGCCGUUGAGACUGGUUCCACCGCCGCCAGCCAGACCGCCGCUAGCCAGACCUCCGCCAAGACCACUCUGGCUUCUACCACCUCCUCGGGCUCCAGCUCUGACUCGACCUCCAGCUCCAGCUCUGUAUCAUCUUCUCCCUCUUCUUCGAAGUCUACUGGUGGCGCCCCUGCUCCUACCGGGGGUAUUGCCAUGAGUGUUGCUGGUGCAGCUGGUGCUUUGGCUCUGGCUCUUGCCCUGUAG